Molecule: messenger RNA, 602 nt
Organism: Cannabis sativa
Lineage: Eukaryota; Viridiplantae; Streptophyta; Magnoliopsida; Rosales; Cannabaceae
Exons: 2
Coding region: 172-480 (102 amino acids)
Source: RefSeq, a predicted model, not a curated record
AUCACGUUUUUCCAUAAACCUCGUUGAUUAGCAACGAGCUGCACAGUACGUUUAAAAAUCACGUAAUACGCCUAAAUUAGUUAGGGUGUUACACACUACUCAAUAAAGCUAACCCUCUCAUCAACUUUAUCUAUUUAUUUAUAUUUUCCACUCUAAACAAAAACCAAAACCAUGUUACAAUUCUUUUUCACCUUUCUCUGCAAUCCCUUUGACUCUCUACAUCCCUUCCCCAAAGAAACCUCAACCUCUUUGUUGAAACCAUGGAAGAUGCUCUCAGAGAGUCCAAACCUUACACUGAUAGACUCUUCUCUAGAGCUCGCCGUGUAUGGUCAUGGAUCUUAUCUUGGGUUCUUUGUGGACCAAGAAGAAGAACAAGAUUUUAUGGUUUUUCCCCGGUGUUUUCAUGAUUCUGGUGUUGAUUUGUCCGUCCCCAACCACGAAGGAAGUGCCGUUUGUGCUAUGUUACUGUUAACAGUAUAAAAGUAAAUAUUUUAGGUCUGGACAGUAUAAAAGAAAAAAAAAAGGCUUGGACAGUAAAAAAGAAAUAAUUGCCGUGUGGCAGUAUUAUUGUAAAAUUUGGGAAAAAAACAGUAUUUUUGUAA